Molecule: messenger RNA, 1063 nt
Organism: Sinocyclocheilus anshuiensis
Lineage: Eukaryota; Metazoa; Chordata; Actinopteri; Cypriniformes; Cyprinidae
Product: gastrula zinc finger protein XlCGF8.2DB-like
Exons: 2
Coding region: 149-1063 (304 amino acids)
Biological process (GO): regulation of transcription by RNA polymerase II
Cellular component (GO): nucleus
Molecular function (GO): DNA-binding transcription factor activity, RNA polymerase II-specific
Source: RefSeq, a predicted model, not a curated record
UGUUUCUGUAAAUAGAAAAUUACAGUUUUUGAAUCAGGUCAGUAAAUACCUGUAAUAUUCUCAUCCUCUUAGUCGUGACUAAGUUUUGAAGCAAGCAGGAAUAUCUAGAGGAGGAGUAUAAUCUGAACUGAGAUCUGCUGCUGUGAAGAUGGUGUUUGUUAAAGAGGAGAGUGAGGAGAACACGAGUGAACCAGAAACCUGGAGAAUAAAAAACGAGGAACAAGGAGGCCUGAUGAAAGUGAAAGAGGAAAGACAAGAUCUGAAUGAAGUGGAGGAGAAGCAUCAGGAUCAGAAAGAUCAUGAUCUCAACACUGGAGAAAAAUCAGUGAGUUUCUCUAAAACUGAAAACGGCAACAUUCAAAUACCAGAAGUCAAAAAGCCUUUCAGCUGCUCUCAGUGUGGAAACACUUUCAAACAGAAAAGAAGCCUUAUGUACCACAUGUUAGUUCAUGCUGGAAUAAAGCCUUUCAGCUGCUCUCAGUGUGGAAGGAGUUUUACACACAAAAAGCAACUUAGUGAUCAUGUGCAUAUUCACUCUUCAGAAAAGCCUUUCACCUGCCCUCAGUGUGGAAACACUUUCACACGUAAAGCAAGCCUUAACAAUCACAUGAUAAUUCAUAGUGGGAAAAAGCCUUUCAGCUGCUCUCAGUGUGGAAACACUUUCAAACGUAAAGGAUGCCUUAAGAAUCACAUGUUAAUUCAUGCUGGAAUAAAGCCUUUUACCUGCUCUCAGUGUGGAAAGAGUUUUGUUCAGAAAGGACACCUUAAGGUUCAUUUGAUAACUCACUCUUCAGAAAAGCCUUUCACCUGCCCUCAGUGUGGAAACACUUUCACACGUAAAGGAAGCCUGAAGAAUCACAUGUUGAUUCACAAUGGAAUAAAGCCUUUCGUCUGCUCUCAGUGUGGAAAGAGUUUUAUUCAGAAAGGACACCUUAAGGUUCAUUUGAUAACUCACUCUUCGGAAAAGCCUUUCACCUGCUGUCAGUGUGGAAUCAGUUUCGCCUAUAAACAAGGAUUUAAUAUUCACAUGAGAAUUCACACUGGAGCGAAGUCAUCUGUGUGA